Molecule: messenger RNA, 420 nt
Organism: Malus domestica (apple)
Lineage: Eukaryota; Viridiplantae; Streptophyta; Magnoliopsida; Rosales; Rosaceae
Source: RefSeq, a predicted model, not a curated record
AUGUCUUCUGCUCCAAUUCCCGGUCACGGCAGCAGCGUUGGAAACACAACAGGAUACUAUAGGCUCGCCAAUCGUGCGGACGAGAUCAGCCCGAAGGAGGAAGGCCGCCUCAACGAGGAGCACGUGGCGCUCGUCAAGCAGUACGGAUCCAAGGUGGAGACUGAGCUCUCCGCCAUUUAUGCCGGGAUCUUGGAGCUCCUACAGUCACACCUCGUUCCUUCGGCUACCACCGGAGAGUCCAAGGUCUUCUACUUGAAGCUGAAGGGCGAUUACCAUCAGUACCUCGCCGGGUUCAAAAAUGGCGACAAGACAAAGACCCACCAGCCUCACUUCAUCACUCUCACUGUCAAGCUGCUGCUUCUCCUUCCAAGCUCUCUUUUACUUCUGUUAGAGGCAGGGAGGGUCCUUUCAACUUGGUAA